Messenger RNA from Linum tenue, 201 nucleotides. The record is from the annotation of a GenBank genome assembly. NCBI's taxonomy places the organism in Eukaryota, Viridiplantae, Streptophyta, Magnoliopsida, Malpighiales, Linaceae.
AUGGUUGGGAGAUACAGCCCCAAACGGACCGAUCUGGACUCCAACCGGACCGCCGGUUUCGGGCUCGUCACAAACAUCAUCAACGGCGGCCUGGAAUGUGGCCGCCCCAACAGCAGGAUCGCUUUCUUCCGAAGAUACGCCAACUUGCUUAACGUGGAUGUCGGCUCCAACUUGGAUUGUGAGAAUCAAAAGCCCUUCUAG